Molecule: messenger RNA, 1440 nt
Organism: Saccharomycodes ludwigii
Lineage: Eukaryota; Fungi; Ascomycota; Saccharomycetes; Saccharomycodales; Saccharomycodaceae
Gene: GLR1
Product: glutathione-disulfide reductase GLR1
Exons: 1
Coding region: 1-1440 (479 amino acids)
Biological process (GO): glutathione metabolic process; cellular response to oxidative stress; cell redox homeostasis
Cellular component (GO): mitochondrion; cytosol
Molecular function (GO): NADP binding; glutathione-disulfide reductase (NADPH) activity; flavin adenine dinucleotide binding
Source: RefSeq, a predicted model, not a curated record
AUGCAUAUCAAAGAUAUCAAUAAACCUACCAAAAACGUAAAGGCCCACUAUGAAUAUUUAGUAAUUGGUGGUGGUAGUGGUGGUGUGGCCUCUAGUAGAAGAGCCGCUUCGUAUGGUGCCAAAACUUUAUUAAUUGAAGGUAAAGCCAUGGGUGGAACCUGUGUUAAUGUUGGUUGUGUCCCUAAAAAGGUUAUGUGGUAUGCUUCUGAUUUGGCUACUAGAAUUACACAUGCCAAUGAGUAUGGAUUGUACCAAAAUGUCGAACCUAAACUAACUAAAGAAAAUUUGACCUUUAAUUGGGAAUAUUUCAAAGAAAAAAGAGAUGCUUAUGUCAAGAGAUUGAAUGGCAUUUACGAAAGAAAUUUGACUAAAGAAGGUGUCGAUUAUGUUUUUGGCUGGGCUAGAUUUAACAAGGAUGGUCAAGUCGAAGUCACAAAGAGUGAUACCGGUGACGUUGAUAUCUAUACUGCUGAUAAAAUUUUGAUAGCAACUGGUGGUAAACCGAUUUAUCCAACAAAUAUUCCAGGUUAUGAAUUGGGUACUGAUUCUGAUGGUUUUUUCCAAAUGAAAACGCAACCAAAAAAAGUUGUUGUUGUUGGUGCGGGUUACAUUGGUGUUGAAUUGGCUGGUGUUUUCAACGGCUUGGGUUCUGAAACUCAUUUAGUUAUUAGAGGUGAAACUUUAUUACGUAAAUUCGAUGACAUUAUUCAAAAUACCAUUACUGAUUAUUAUGUGAGCGAAGGUAUUGAUAUCCACAAAAAAAGCCAAGUUUCUAAAGUGGAAAAAAAUGGUGAUGGUGGAAAAUUAACUAUCACAUUGAACGAUGGCACUGUUAUCUCCGAAGUUGAUGAUAUUAUUUGGACUAUAGGUCGCAGGUCUUUAUUAGGCAUAGGUUUGGAAAACGUGGGUGUUAAACUGAACGAAAAAGAACAAAUUGUUGUUGAUGAGUAUCAAAGAACGAACGUUUCAAAUAUCUAUUCGCUGGGAGACGUGGUUGGCAAAGUUGAAUUAACCCCUGUUGCAAUUGCCACAGGAAGAAAAUUAGCUAAUAGGCUAUUUGGUCCAAGUAUAUAUAAGGACCAAAAACAAGACUUUACCAAUGUCCCAAGUGCUGUUUUUUCCCAUCCAGAAGCUGGCUCCAUUGGUUUAACUGAAAAACAAGCCAUUGAAAAAUAUGGUAAAGCAAAUGUUAAGGUUUAUACUUCCAAGUUCACUGCUAUGUAUUAUGCCAUGUUAGAACAUAAAUCGCCAACUAGUUACAAAUUAGUUUGUACCGGUCCAGAGGAAAAGGUUGUUGGUUUGCAUUUGGUUGGUGACAAUUCUGCUGAAAUAUUACAGGGGUUUGGCGUCGCGAUUAAAAUGGGUGCCACAAAGGAAGACUUCGACUCUUGUGUCGCUAUUCAUCCAACUAGUGCCGAAGAAAUUGUUACUUUGAGGUAA